CCCCUGUGUCCUGGACCCACCCCCUGUGUGUAGACGUGCGGCCGGUCACAGUCGGUGUCCCGGUCACGUGUACAUAUACCGGGAUCUGUGCGCGCCGAGCUCCUAGUCAUGUCUGUACAGAUGGCGGCGAGGUUGGGCCGGGCGCUCCGGGGGAAAUGGCCGCUCCCCUCUCUAGGUGUCCGGUCUCUCCACACACCGGCGUUCAGCUCCCGAGGCAGAGCCGGCUCCUCGGUCCUGCUGGGGGCGGCGGUGGUGGCCGGAUUGGCGGCGGGCUUCUCCCGGUUACAGCGGGCGGAGAUGGCGGCCUCGGUGUCGGAGGAGGAAGAGGUGGCCCGGCGGUGUCAGACGUUCAUGGCGGCCCCGGUGACCCCCGUACAGGAGCUGCAGGAGAAGAGCCGGGAGACCCGGACCAGCAUGGAGCUCCUCAUCAUGGAGACUCAGGCGGAGGUGUGCCGGGCCCUGGAGAGGGCGGACGGGGGAGCCACAUUCACUGUGGACCGCUGGGAGAGGAGCGAAGGUGGCGGGGGCAUCAGCUGUGUUCUCCAGGAUGGCAAGGUCUUUGAGAAGGCGGGCGUCAAUGUGUCCGUGGUCCAUGGGUACCUCUCACCAGAAGCCAUCCAGCAGAUGAAGAGUAGAGGAAAGAACCUUAAAACUAAAGAUGGGAAGUUGCCUUUCUCUGCUAUGGGGGUGAGUUCGGUUAUCCACCCCAAGAACCCCCAUGUCCCGACCAUCCACUUCAACUACAGAUACUUUGAAAUUGAGGAGGCCGAUGGCACCAAGCAGUGGUGGUUUGGAGGUGGAACAGACCUGACCCCAACUUACCUGAACAAGGAGGAUGUGCUGCAUUUCCAUCAGACUCUGAAGGGAGCCUGUGAUAAACACAGCCCUGAUUUCUAUCCCAAGUUUAAGAAGUGGUGUGAUGACUACUUUUUCAUCCAGCACCGUGGAGAGCGCAGAGGAGUUGGAGGAAUCUUCUUCGAUGAUCUGGACUCUCCAUCUCGGGAGGCACUCCUCCAGUUUGUAGAGAGCUGUGCCAAAGCUGUAGUGCCCUGUUAUGUCCCUAUAGUGAUGAAGCACAAGAAUGACCCCUUCACCCCAGAGGAGAAACAGUGGCAGCAGCUGAGAAGGGGAAGAUAUGUGGAGUUCAAUCUCGUCUAUGACAGAGGUACCAAGUUUGGCCUUGCAACUCCCGGCUCUAGGAUAGAGAGCAUUCUGAUGUCCCUGCCAUUGACUGCCAGAUGGGAGUACAAUCAUGUACCACCUCCAGAGUCACGGGAAGCUGAAAUUCUUGGUAUUCUGCGAGAGCCCAAGGACUGGGUGCAUUGAUGUCAUCAAGAAGAUGUUUAUCACAUUCCUUAUUCCACUAGUGCCUUGAAACCGAACUUCUGGCAAACAAAUGCAAUUUGAAUGUAAUUUUACUUAUAACCUGCCAAUUUUUCAUUUUGUACAGCCAGCCUUGUGCUUUUUAUAUUGUAUGUUUUUUCUACUUCUCAGGGCACCCCUUGUCGGUCCUCUCUAUCUGAUCCCUGGCAUUACAAUAAAAAACAAAUGCCAUCUUUAUAUGACUCUCCAAUGCAGUCCUCCCAGGAGGUGGGGGUCCUUUGGGUGUCCUUGCCUACACUUCCUGUUUGCUGUCUAGUGGGGAGGUCCUCUCAGGAUUGAGGAGGAGUCUACAGUGGUGUACGUCAACAUAGGCGGACUUCCAGGAACUGUCUUCUGCAAGCAUACUGUAUCUGCAGUUGCCUUCACCUAGAAAGUGCUGAGUGACCUGGUGAUGGUUGGAGAGGGAUAUAAAUUAUUUGUUGUGCUUUAAUUGUAUUUAGCGGUUUACCUGGCGUUCAACUUUAAUGUUAUCGAGUUUGCUGCUGGAUGAAUCCUGCUGCCUUCAUCUAUACGUUCUGCCCCAGGAAGUCUUUAUAAUUCUGAGCAUGAGAUGGGUAAUUUUUGAGGACCUGACAUAUUUUGAAGGGUUGUGUGACUACACUUUGCAUCUAGAAUACAACAUUGUUAAGUUAGAUCCAUUCUUUGUGAUAUGCUGUAUACUAAUGAAUGUGAAUGUUCCUAUAUUUGUUUUUGUGCAUUCACUUUUACUUGGGGGAGAACUAGCAGUGUCUAGUUCCAGGGCUGCAAUUGAAUGCAUUGUUUGGUAUUGCACACAAAAUCUUGUGCUGCAGUUUACUUGGGUGUAUACAGAUUCUGUAUUUAAUUUUUUCUACAGUAGCUGAUCUACUGUACAAAUCCAACAAGUGGAUGGAAAAACUUGUAUAGAAACCUGGUUUUAACCUUAUAAUGUUUAGAUUAUUUUGAGCUAUCUAUUUCCAUAUGCAUGUAUCCAUAAUACUUGAGUUAAAAUUGUAUGGUGCCUUUGCAUCCACAGUGCGAAUGAAGAUCUUGCUGUUUGUAAAUUAUUAUAAUUUUUUUCUUCCAAUAUUGCAAUCAUGCAAGGGUCACCCCUGGAGGUGCGUCAGUUCCCUGUGAAUUGCUUUUACUUAAUUGUAUUACUAUUUUAUUUGUAAUCAGGAGACUGAUUGAAAUGUGAAGAUUCAAUGGAUAUUUUGUACCUUUUUUGUAUUCAUAAUUGCACAUGAGAUAGAGCUACAGUGUUAUAAAUAAAUCGCUAUUUUCCUGACAAACCAAA
Messenger RNA from Rana temporaria (common frog), 2638 nucleotides. It is a transcript of the gene CPOX, whose product is annotated as coproporphyrinogen oxidase. Gene Ontology annotation, cellular component: cytoplasm; mitochondrial intermembrane space. The transcript is spliced from 7 exons. The record is from RefSeq and is a predicted model, not a curated record. Lineage: Eukaryota; Metazoa; Chordata; Amphibia; Anura; Ranidae. Gene Ontology annotation, molecular function: coproporphyrinogen oxidase activity. Bases 109 to 1326 code for a protein of 405 amino acids.